Messenger RNA from Closterium sp. NIES-65, 771 nucleotides. NCBI's taxonomy places the organism in Eukaryota, Viridiplantae, Streptophyta, Zygnematophyceae, Desmidiales, Closteriaceae. The record is from the annotation of a GenBank genome assembly.
AUGGCUACCCCCAGUGUCCUUACCUUUGAUGCUGAGGGUCUUGCUGUUGACUUUGAGUUCCGGGUCGAUGACCUCCAGCAUUUCCUACAGUGCGAUAGGGCAGACGGACUCUCCCUGUUCGAUCUCACCUCUGGUGCCUCUCCUGCCCCACCUGCUACUGCUGACAGCACUGUUCGCUCACAGUGGGCCACACGCGGUGCUGCUGCCAGUCUUGCUGUGCGUCGCCACUUACCGACCGCUGAGCGUGCGCACUUUAGUCAGUACAAGAGUGCUAAGACCUUGGACCACUUCCUCUCAGUUUGCCCCACCACACUCACCGUUGAUCUCCUCGAGGAGCGCCUCCUGGCAGCAGAGAAGAGCAUAGUCGCUGUAGGAGCCUCUCGUGGUGACCCUCGUACCCCCGUCUUUGAGGGGUGUUCCCCCUCCCCCCUCUUGCACUCUGUUGCUUCUGCUGCUGCGGCCGACCUCGUUGGCUUCGAGUCGGUCGGCGCUGCGUCUGCCCCUAGCGGGAGACGCCGCACCGGCAAGGGCAAGGGGGGCAAGGGCGCUGGAGGGGCUGGCGGGGGUGGUGGAGGUGGCGGUGGAGGCAGUGGAGGGGGUGGGGGUGGUGGUGGGAGUGGUGGCGGGGGUGGAGGUGUCGGUGGCAGCAGUGGAGGCGGAGGAGGCGGCGGCGGUGGCGGUGGGAGCAGAGGCGGCGGAGGUGGCGGAGGCGGCGGCGGCAGCGGUGGAGCUGGUCGCGGCUCUGCGCAGAGGAGUGGUUCCGGUGGAUAA